AUGAGCCUUUUUACUAAUUUAUUUCAAUGUACUGUCCGAUUUUUUCAAGCUCACUGCUCAUUGCUGUUAGGUUUGUAUCGACGAAAAAAAUCGUUUAAUUUGCUCAAACUUCCCUUUCUUCCAUUUCGAAAUAUUAUUUAUCAUAUGAAAAUUUUUGAAUGUACAACUCUCGCAAACGUCAAGAAGAACUCGAAUUUAAAUUUAGAAAAUAAAGAGGAAAGUUUACAAAAUAAUGGUUGAAAAUUUCAUUCACGAUUAUCCAGUCGACAAGAAGUAUGAGUUUCGAAGAUUAUUAAUCUUCGAAACUCUCAAUGAUGUUGUAUACUCCUACAAUAAUUUUAAAACGCGUCCGAUUAAAAGCGCCUUGCAAACAUCGAACAAUGAUGUAUAUCAAUUUAUUAAUAUAUUUCAUGCAUUCGUAGGUCACAAAUCAAUUUCAUUUGAAAUUCUAAGUCCACGGCACCUCGGGAGAAUGUUGUACCUUUUUUUGAACUUGUUCAAAGUAGAUCACAUUGAUUUGCAAUUGGAUAUUGAUAAACUUUUUGGAGAUUAUCAGUUUCUAUUAGACAAGCCAUGGCUGACAAAAUACAAAUACUUCGAAUUGAUCGGUAGGGAGAUAUUCCUCACAUCUGAGCAACUGAGCAAGGCUUUAAAUGUCAGUUUGAAUUGAAUUUUGACAAAACCAUGUUAUUCAAUAUUCGCCGACUGGAUUCAUAUUUCAAUCCAGGCUUCACACUCGAUGACUUGAAAUCUAUGAACUGUGAAGAGCUGAUAAUCUGGAAGCAUAGUUUUACUCCAGAUGACAUUAACCAUUUUAUCCGCAAUUGGUUAAACGAGAGCAUGCAAACACUGAAAAGAUUCCACCUCAACAAUGAUCUCAAAACAAGAGAUUGGGUUGUAGUAUUGAAUGAAAUUGCAGUUAAUAGAUGGGACGGAGUACGGCGAGCGGAAUUUUACAGAAUUGGAAUUCAAGAAUUUGACUGUUCCGAUGGUUGGGAUAUCGGAAGGGAAGAUGGAGCGAUUGCUACUGUACUCUUUGUUGAAUCUGCAUUUGAUUUCUUUUUUUGGCGUUAA
This is a messenger RNA of Caenorhabditis elegans, 1074 nucleotides long. NCBI's taxonomy places the organism in Eukaryota, Metazoa, Nematoda, Chromadorea, Rhabditida, Rhabditidae. The record is from the annotation of a RefSeq genome assembly.